AUGGUUAAUCCAUCUUAUCCUUAUAUGUUAUUUGAUUGUUCAUUACAAUUCCAUCCAUUACGUGGAAGUUCCAUUGACAUUCAUCCAAAUGCUCGAUGGCAACAGAAUGGUAUCACUGUAGCUGGAGGAAAUCGACAAGGCAAUGGAAUCAAUCAACUCUCAUUCCCAUAUGGUUUGUAUGUUGAUGAUGAUCAAAUAAUCUAUGUUGCUGAUGAAUCGAAUCACCGUAUUGUGGAAUGGAAAUGGGGUGCAACGAGUGGCCAAGUGGUUGCAGGUGGAAAUGGAAAAGGAAGUGGAGAUCAUCAAUUGUCUUACCCACUAGAUGUGAUUGUCGACAAAGAGAGAGAUAGUCUCAUCAUCUCCGAUUGGUGGAACAGAAGAGUGGUUCGAUGGCUUCGUCAAAAUGGAACAAGUGGAGAAACAAUCAUCUCCAAGAUCGUUUGUAGGGGUUUGGCAAUGGAUGAGAAUGGAUUACUCUAUGUCGCUGACGCUGAAAAUGAUGAAGUGAGACGAUAUCGAAGAGGAGAAUCUCAAGGAAUAGUGGUUGCAGGUGGCAAUGGAAGAGGAAAUCGUCGCGAUCAACUCAAUGAGUCACAAUACGUAUUCGUCGAUCGAGAUCAUUCAGUAUAUGUGUCUGAUUGGCGAAAUAAUCGUGUGAUGAAAUGGAGGGAAGGUGCAAAACAAGGCAUUGUUGUGGCUGGUGGUCAAGGAUAUGGAAAUGGUCUUACACAAUUCUCAGAUCCUCAAGGAGUCGUUGUCGAUCAAUUGGGCACUGUCUAUGUGGCUGAUGCAGGGAAUGAUCGAAUCAUGCGUUGGUCCAAAGAAGCCACACAGGGAAGUGUCAUUGUUGGUGGAAACGGUCAAGGAAAACAAUCGAACCAACUCAAUGUGCCCAUCGGUUUGUCAUUCGAUCGAGACGGCAAUCUCUAUGUCGUCGAUGCGGGAAAUGAUCGAGUACAAAAAUUCAAUAUCGAAUCCAAUAGGUAAAGGACUCCGAAAUCAAAAAAAAUUCUUUUAUAUUGUCAACAUCACAGUCAUCCUACAGAAAGAAGUGACGCCGUAAUUCUUGAAAUCCUUUUCGAAAAUUAUAAUAAAAUGUACUCUAAUUAUAAACAAAAUACAUGUAUCUGACCAAACCCAGUAUGAUCCCACGCCGUUUCUAUGCAAGGAUUUCGAAACCUUGGAAACCUUGAAAAAUUUCGAUAUAUCCUAUUCAUUAAAAAUAACUCAAAAUCAUUAAGAAACUUCAUAUUUAGAUGUUUCUGAGAUUGCCUCACACUGUUCAACAUCUAGAAAAUCGUAGGUUCUGUGGAAAUCCUUGUUUCUCGCAUUGAAAUCACCACUUCCAAAAUGCAUAAGAAACCUUCGAAUUCUGGACAUGGUUGCUUCGAAAACAGUCUCCAACACCGAAAAUGCCAAGGAAUUCUUAAUUUUCUUGAAAAUUCUAGUAAUAUUUACAUACUAUGUCAUAAACGACAUAUCAUCUGACUAAACCCAGUAUCAUUCCAGGCUGUUUCUAUGCAAGGAUUUCGAAAGCUUGGAAACCUUGAAAAAUUUCGAUAUAUCCCAUUGACUGAAAAUGAAUCAAAGUGAACAAGGAACUUGGUUUUUUUCAGGUUUCUGGUGAUCUCUAGAACACGCCAACAUCUGUUAAAACAAUAGUUCUCUGGAAAUCCUUGAUUUUAACAUUAAUGUUACCCGAACAAAAUGCAAUUCAAUCCUUCAAAUUCUUGAAAUCCUGGUUUUCCUUUGGUUUCCGACAACUUCUGACUGUUCAAAGCACUAGACAAUCCUUGGAAUUCUUAGCUUCCCUGCAGUUCAACACUGUACCAAGUACGAAGGAACUCUUAGUAUCCAUAGAUCCCUCAAUUACUUACCUUUCGGAGCAAGCUAAAAUGUCCCAAAUAAAAGAGAAUCCUUGAAAUGCUUGGAUUCCUUAGUUCGGAUAUCAUGUUAGCAUUAAAUUAAAAAUAAGGCUAGAACUUCUCCAUUGCCAUUAUCAGUCAACGCUAGUCCUUUAGCAUUCGUGCUAUCAGAGUUUAAUUAAUGCGGAGAUAUUAACAUUAACUUCGUAUUAUUUUAAUUCAACAAUUGGUCGCCUCUAAAGUUUGUAGACAUCAACAGAAUAAAUUGGCAGUGCAUUGCAGGUGCCUCAGAAAACAACUGGAUUGCUAGAAACCUUAUCUGGAAUCAUCCCGGCAUAUCCUGUGAUCCAUCUGGCAGGUGUGGGUGUGGGUGUGAAGAUAAGAGCCACACUCACACCCGCACCCACACCCUCUUGUUAACGAAGAGUAUCGAUUUGGGUCUGGAAUAAGGGUGCAACAAAUCUAGAAUACAUUUAAGAUUUAUGAUCGAUGACCUUGGAAUUUGGUUUGGAUUUGAAGCAUGGAUUUGCUUUUCGACCAAAUCCACACAAACAAUUUGCAAUUUAGCGACCAUUAUCAAAAGGCAAACUAUUUAUAUUAUUUUUGUCCAAUACAAAAUCCAAAUAGGAAGGAUUACGUGCCAAAUUACAAAAUCUUUUCCUUGUUGUGCUGCUUCUCUAGUAAAGUUGAUUAUUGUUGUGUUACCUUAUGUUACCAAAUCCUUUGAGAUGCCAGUCAUUUGAAACCAAAUCCAAAUUCAUACCCAAACAGAAUUCAAAUCUUGUCUCAAAACCAAACCAAAUAAUAUCAAAUCCCAGAACUUAAGAUUUGCUACACUCUUAGUCUGAAGUGUUUCGGGAUGAAUGUCGACGUGCGGAUCGGAUCUAAGUGUGGCUGUAGAUAUGGGCGUGGGCUGUAUCUGGUGUGUUGCUGUUUAGUUUUGAGCAUGCAUGUGAAUGAGAGCUAGGUCUUUAUUGCACCCACACCCUCAUAUGAUAUUUGUUAAAAAAUUUUGUGAAAAAAAAUUGUUGCUACUUUAAUUUUUCGUCUUUCUUUACCCGUUUCUAUUCAUCUGUUAGAGAGCACUCUAACAACAUUCAUUAUUAUUCAUUAUAUUUUACUCUCAGGAUUGCCAGAUCCUCCGAAUUAUUCGGAAAAUUCCGAAUUUUGGCCCUUUUUUCUAAACGCUUUCCGACUUUGGAGGGAGUGGGUGUGUAUGUGGGUGUAUUUAUAAAACUGAAUUCUUCUUCAAGAUUUGUUGCUCUUUACAAAGGACUUUCGAUCAAUUUUCUGAAAUAUUCUUUCGAACUGACCGAAGUAGAUCUUGAAAAACAUACGAUGCGCGCUAUGAGUAGUCGAAAGAUAGAAAUAGAAGAUUUUUACUUGUUCUGUACAAAUAUCGAGCCCUCAAAAUCCAUGGAACUUUCGGUCACACAAAAAGGACAAAUCUAUAGAAAAAAAAAACUUUUUAUGGCUCAAUAUAAUUUCAAGCGUUCAGAACUCAUCGAAAUUUUAUAAAUUCGCUGAAACGAAGCCUAUCGAAAAACUGGCUUUGACUGCUCGAUAUAAUUUUGAAUACACAAAACUUCUGAAAAGUCUACCUUUUGAGAGAUUCUUUGUUGCUAUUCAUUGGUAUUACUGAAGUUAUUUAUGUUAGAUAUACUUUCAUGUUUAUUUUAGGAAAAUAUUCGUCAUUUACUAAUUGAAAUCAUGACAGAAAUCAACUCGCAUUCCUGAUUAAGACAUAAUAAUAUAGAAUUUUUAGUUCAUUAUUAAACAAGUUCUUGCAGUAAAAUUUUGGAUUUUAAAAAGCUUUUAAACUAAUUAAAACUGUUUUAAAAUGUUACUUUAUUGUGUAAAAAAAUAAUUUCCUAAUUAAGAAAGAAUAUUUUAAAAAACAAAAACGAUUAUCUGAGUAUUUUCUAAUAUAGAUGGAAUGAUGAUUUUCAUAGAAGAAGAAUAGUACAUACUAAGUUUAGAUACUCGAUGGAAGUUCAUUAAUUGUAAAUACUCAUGUCUGAAUAUUGUUCUUUCUCACUUACUUGAUGAAUAUUGACAGCUCGGAGAUGAAACAUCUAGCUGACAAUUUUUUUUUUACAUUCGAAAAUUUCGAUAUCCUCGAAGUUUCUUGAGGUAGGUCCUUCGAUGGGUAUCGGCGCUUCAGAUCGCAUCUUCUGAAAGCCACUUGACGAAGAGUAGAGAGCUCGACAAGAAAUGGAAUCUUUUCAUUUCUAUGGAUCCAUCAGAGAUUCAGAUCAACGCCUUGAAAAGCUCAUUACAAAUGAAAUUUUUUCAAGUUUCGAUACUUAUCAUUCUUAAAGAGUCAUAUUGAUUGAAAUUUCAAUAAUAUCCUAAUGAAUUACAUAGGUUAUCAUCAUUUUUAGUGUCUCAUCAAAAAUUAUUUUCAGACAAAUCUAACUGAUUAUUUCCUAUUUUUCAUAUUUAGUGUAGAAAAAAAAACAUCUGUUUAUUGGAUAAAAUAAUAGUCGGCAUUUUAAGAAAUUUUUUUAAUGAAAAUUGAAGCAACAUUCAUUAGAAUCUUGUUGAUACAUUGAGUAACAUAAAAGAAUAAUGUUGAUACUAUGUUUCAGUGGGUAUAUACACGCAUCAAUUCAAUGUGAUAACAUAUUCACAAUGCACAGAAAAAUAUAUUCUGUUACAGUUAUCGUUUAAAAUAAAUUAGGAAUGAAUUGCAUUAGUAUCAAGUUUAGGAAAUUUUCUUCGAAAUAGAGUACGAUGGGGUAAAAAGGCACACGAUUUUGAAAUUUUGACUUUCGAAGCUUAUAUCUCUUUUAAUUUUGAAGAUACAAAAAAACAUGCGGUACAAACAUUGUAGAAAAAACAUUUUUCUAUCGAUCUGUGUUUUUCGUUUUCAAAAAUCUCAUCGGGUUACGUUUCCACGCUAGUUUUCGUGCGACCUACUCGUCACGGUGCCGUAUUACCCCAUUUGGGGUAAAAUUGCACUUAAUGUAUAUGUGCGGGGUAAUUAGGCACUUCUUACAAAUUUCAAUGUAUUUUUGUAUUACGACUAAAAUCUAAGUUUUGAAGUCAUUUCUUGACGGAUUUUGUUCGGACUUGUGUCAUUCGAUAGAGGAAACAUUCCCGUACAACUUUAUACAAAUUUCAUCUUUAGAGUUUUAUUUCUUUCCGU
Messenger RNA from Rotaria sordida, 5016 nucleotides. NCBI's taxonomy places the organism in Eukaryota, Metazoa, Rotifera, Eurotatoria, Philodinida, Philodinidae. The record is from the annotation of a GenBank genome assembly.